Messenger RNA from Alternaria alternata, 1462 nucleotides. RefSeq lists its product as hypothetical. NCBI's taxonomy places the organism in Eukaryota, Fungi, Ascomycota, Dothideomycetes, Pleosporales, Pleosporaceae. Gene Ontology annotation, molecular function: alpha-1,6-mannosyltransferase activity. The transcript is spliced from 3 exons. The record is from RefSeq and is a predicted model, not a curated record. Gene Ontology annotation, biological process: protein N-linked glycosylation. Bases 1 to 1236 code for a protein of 411 amino acids. Gene Ontology annotation, cellular component: mannan polymerase complex.
AUGCGCACACGACCUAGGCAACCUCCGCCCAAGCUUCACCUUGAUAUCGCAAUGCCUCCCCGUUCCCCAAUUGCAUCGCAUUUCUCAGGCAAGCUCACAAGUCAAGUUCGAAGGGUCUUGCCUGCGUAUCUUGCCCUUCUCUUCAUAUUCUUGUUCUUCGCCAAUACGCACUUUUUUACUACACCCAUCCGGGCUGCUUCAAAGUACAGACGCGAGCUCAAGUACCAGCAACCGCUGCAACUGAACGGUGCAGUCAUUCCUAGGAAGAUCUGGCAAACAUGGAAGGUUGGUCCCCUAGGUUUCGAGAAGCGCGACUCCGACUCAGCGAAGACCUGGCCAGCAAAGAACCCUCAAUAUCGGUACGAGGUUUUGACCGACGACAACGCAAAUGAGUACCUCGAAUGGCACUACGGUGCACAUGGUAUCAAUAGACCGGACCUUGUCGACCUCUACCGAGAGCUCAACAUAACAAUUAUCAAGGCUGAUUUGCUCCGCUACCUCGUCAUGUACGCCGAGGGCGGCGUGUAUGCCGACAUAGACGUAGAAUGCCUUCGUCCCAUCAGCAGAUUCAUACCUGAGCGGUACAACGAGCAAGAUGUCGACAUGAUAAUCGGCGUGGAGAUUGAUGAGCCAACGUUCGCUGACCACGAAAUUUUGGGGUCAAAGUGUAAAUCCUUUUGUCAGUGGACGUUCGCCGCCAAGCCAAGACUGCCUGUGAUGAUGAGGCUCAUCGAGAACAUACAAGUCUGGUUACACGAGCUGUCGCACGAAAAGGAGGUUGAGAUCUCGCAACUACACCUGGACUUUGACGAAGUCAUUAGCGGGACGGGCCCUUCGGCAUUUACCAAGGCUGUGCUGGAGCAGAUGACAGCACAGAACCAAGGGAAGCCGGUUACCUGGGAUCUUUUCCACAAUUUGGCAGAGUCGAGGCUGGUCAACGGAAUCCUAGUCUUGAACGUGGAAGCCUUUGCAGCCGGCCAAGGACACUCGGAUUCCGGGAAUCAUGACUCGAGGGGUGCGUUGGUGAAGCACCACUAUCAUGCUUCGGGAUGGCCAACGCUUCAUCCACGACGCAAUCACCCCAUGUACGGCGAGGUCGAACAGUGUAAUUGGAAGCCAGAGUGUGUAGCAGAAUGGGACAAGAACGUCGCUGAAUGGGAUACGUUGCCAAAGGAAGAGCAGGACAAGCGUAUUGCCAGCAAGCUGCCACCACCCGGAGGCGCAAAACCUCAUUAGGCUUACGUAUUGUGUAUGUACGCAGGCCGGUGUUCUGAUAGGAUGCAUGCAAGCGUUCGCAGCGGGUCGACAUGGGUGGAAAGGAGAUAUUGGGUUGUUGGCUAUCGCGUGGCGGGUUCAUCGUCGAAGGCGAGUUCCUGUUGAGUUUGAACACUCUUCUUGUAUCUCUGCAAAGUCUUGCAGAUGACAACUGUUGCAGCUACGGGCGUGGUCGAUGGCAUGGUGG